AUGGCACAUAUAUAUAUCCUUGUUGUUGAUGGGGUGGAGGUAGGGAUGUGGGGUACUGAUGGGGACUACGGGGGUGAGUCCAACAUUAGGAGUAGAAGCUUUUGCACUGUUACAUGUCAUCCAAAAAAUUUAGAACAUAUUCUUCAUACUAAGUUUCAUAAUUAUCCUAAAGGUCCAACUUGGCAAAACACCUUUGGCGACGUUCUAGGGAAUCAAGGUAUAUCUUGUGCUAAGGGUGAAGAGUGGAUAUCGCUAAGGAAAAUCGUGGUUCCAGAAUUAACAAAAUCGAAGCUUGGUCCAUCAUUACACCGUUGGGUGAACCCAUCAAUCAAAAAUGAUUUACUGCCAAUUUUAGACAAGGCUUCAAAACACAACAUUUCAAUUGACUUACAAAAAUUGAUGAUUUGUUUUGGUACUGAUAAUAUUUUUGGAAUUGCUCUAGGCAAAAAAUUGAAAACUUUAUUAAAUCCUGAGGAUCCAAUUGCACUAGCAAUGGAUACAAUUUUUAAAUUUGCUUUUAGAAGAUUUUUCUAUCCCAAUUUCUUAUGGAAAUUUAUGAAAUUUUUCUCUAUUGGAUCUGAAGGAAACCUAAAGAAGAGUAUUCAAAUUUUGAAUAAUACGAUAACUGAGGCACAAGAAGAACGUAACAAUAGACAUAAAGAUGAAACUUUUGAUGAUGAUUUAUUGUGGACAUUCAUGAAGAAAGUGCAAGUUAAUGAACACAUUUUGCCUAGCUCUGCUAUUAUGGGCACAAUUCUUGAUAUUCUAUUAGCAGGUCGCGACUCUGUUGCUACAUCUGCUAGCUGGUUUUUUUGGCUCGUUAUGAAUAACCCUCGUGUUGAAGAAAAGAUCGUCCAUGAAAUCAUAACGGUUUUAAAAAAGACUCGAGGAGAAGACAUGGGUGGCUCAAAGGUCACACAUUCUAUUGAGUCGCCCUGUGGAGAAGAGACACAAGAAUGGAUGAAAGAUCCAUUGACAUAUGAAGAAGUCAAUAGUUUGGUCUAUCUUCAUGCAACGUUGCUAGAAACACUACGUUUAUAUCCUGCAGUUCCAAAAAUUGUGAGGUAUGCGAUAUGUGAUGAUAUCCUUCCGGAUGGAACUUAUGUACCAGCUGGUUCGGACAUCAUUUUAUUGUUAUACUCAGUGGGAAGGAUGAAGUCCGUGUGGGGAGAAGAUUAUUUAAAAUUUAAACCGGAAAGAUGGCUAUCUGCUGAUGAAAAAAGAAUUGAAAGGCAUGAAGAUGGAUAUAAAUUUGCAGCAUUUAAUGGUGGAUCAAGAAUAUGCAUAGCUAAAUACUUAACUUAUCUUGAAAUGAAGUCUGUAGCUUCAGCUAUAUUACUUCGUUAUGAGUUAUCUCAUGCUUUUGAUCAUCAAGUUACGUCAAAACUCUCUUUCACUAUAGCCAUGAAGAACGGCCUUAAGGUCAACCUCAAACGUCGUGAUCUUAGUGAUUUUGAUGUAAUAAACUGA
Messenger RNA from Solanum stenotomum, 1470 nucleotides. Its product is annotated as cytochrome P450 86A1-like. Bases 1 to 1470 code for a protein of 489 amino acids. Gene Ontology annotation, molecular function: heme binding; monooxygenase activity; iron ion binding. The transcript is spliced from 4 exons. The record is from RefSeq and is a predicted model, not a curated record. Lineage: Eukaryota; Viridiplantae; Streptophyta; Magnoliopsida; Solanales; Solanaceae.